AUGUUUUCCUCACGGUGUGCCUCAAAUGUUUCUACUGCGUUUUCUUACUCAACACAUCGCCAUCUUCCUGGUCGAGAAGAGUUUGGUCAUCUCCGAGGGCGACGCCGUCCACGAAGAUUUGAGGGACGCGCGCUGUGUCGACAGAAGGAGGUUUAUGUGCAUGCGUUGACGUGCUUGGAAAUACGAGACUUACGCGAAGGCGGAAAAGACUGUCUUUGCAGAGGAAGAAGUCCUCGGCGCCUCCAGGCAGCAAUAAGUCGACUGUCAGGAACGUCUUGGGUAUCAAGAAAACCAGAGGAAAAAGAGACGAAAACAGAUAAACGUUGUCGCAGAGUGCCCUGA
Messenger RNA from Toxoplasma gondii ME49, 342 nucleotides. RefSeq lists its product as hypothetical. Lineage: Eukaryota; Apicomplexa; Conoidasida; Eucoccidiorida; Sarcocystidae. The coding region runs from base 1 to 342 and encodes 113 amino acids. The transcript is spliced from 2 exons. The record is from RefSeq and is a predicted model, not a curated record.